Molecule: messenger RNA, 687 nt
Organism: Colletotrichum paranaense
Lineage: Eukaryota; Fungi; Ascomycota; Sordariomycetes; Glomerellales; Glomerellaceae
Product: nodulation protein L
Exons: 2
Coding region: 1-687 (228 amino acids)
Molecular function (GO): acetyltransferase activity
Source: RefSeq, a predicted model, not a curated record
AUGGGCGCUAAGGAGGGAACAGACCCCAAGAUCCUAGAGCUUGUGAGCUCUAUCGAGAACAAGCCGUCUUGCGAGAACUAUGAGCGCAUGGUCUCAGGCAUGAUGUAUGACCCUCUUGACCCUAUCUUCAACCAAGACCGCCACAGAGCCCGCUGCCUCGCGCGCGACUUCAACGAGAUCGACCACCGCCAGAACACCCUCCAGGAGGUGGGCAAGAAGAAGGAAGAGAUUCUGCAGCACCUUCUGGACAAAUUCGGCGAACAGUCAUUCAUCGAGGCCCCUUUAUUAGUCGAUUACGGCUGCAACGUCAUAUUUAACUCCAAGUCCUUUGCCAACUUCAACCUGACCAUUCUCGACGUCGGUCUCGUCACUAUUGGCAACUGUGUUCAACUCGGUCCCAAUGUCAGCAUCUACAGCGCAGCCCAGAACACGAGCAUUCUUUCCCGAAUGAAGUGCGAGGAAUAUGGCCUGCCGGCGACCAUCGAAGAUGAUUGCUGGAUCGGUGGCGGUACAAUCAUUCUGGCUGGUGUCACCAUAGGAUCAGGCACGACUAUUGGUGCGGGCUUCAUUGUGACAAAGAGCUUGCCGCCUCAUUCGGUGGCGGUGGGCAACCUUGCCAGGGUCACCAAGAAGGUGCGAACACUGGAGAAGGAGAUGGUGAUUUCGAACAAAUGCAUCAAAGAGUAA